AUAAAAAGAAUGAAAAGAGAAACCAAAUGAUUAAAAUUAUCGAUAAUAUGGUUUCAAAAAAACAGUCAUUAGUCUCCACACAUAAUAAUAAUAGAAUAAAAUCAUAUAAUAAAAGAUCAUCAUCAUCAUCAAUCUCAAAUAUUAAAAAAACAGCAAAUUAUAGUUUACCAAUUUAUAUACAGCGUUUUGUAAUAUCAUUAUUAUUUAAUGAUUCAAAAACUACACAAUACACAAAACUUUCAAUAUCAUUAAUAUCAAAGAAAUUUUUAGAACUAUCAAUUCAAGAAAUGAAUCACUCCACCACAGUGCCAAUAUCUAUUAGUUACAGAUACAAUUUCAAUAGUAAUCUAUCACUACUCAAAUCAAAUGUUAAAUAUUUAAAUUAUAGCUUUACUUACAAAAAAAAAUACCGUCAUUAUUUUUACCACGAUUAUGACGAAAGACUCAAUGAAGAAUUGGAAUUAAUCAACAUCAACUACAGCGAGUUGGAAAUUCUCGAUCUCAGAAAAUGUGAAAUAAAUAGUAUUCAUUUUAAUAUUUUUUCAACAAAAGAUAAAUAUAUAAACCUAAAACAACUCUUACUAUCAGUUCCAAAAAAUAAUAAAAUUAUAAACGAAAAGCAAAAAGAACUGAACGAAAUAAAUAAAAGGAUAUCAAUUAAAUACAUAAACGAAAAAUAAAAUUGAAUAACAAUUCAUUCACCU
Messenger RNA from Dictyostelium purpureum, 704 nucleotides. RefSeq lists its product as uncharacterized. NCBI's taxonomy places the organism in Eukaryota, Evosea, Eumycetozoa, Dictyosteliales, Dictyosteliaceae. The record is from RefSeq and is a predicted model, not a curated record. The transcript has a single exon. Bases 27 to 680 code for a protein of 217 amino acids.